Molecule: messenger RNA, 2173 nt
Organism: Photinus pyralis (common eastern firefly)
Lineage: Eukaryota; Metazoa; Arthropoda; Insecta; Coleoptera; Lampyridae
Product: bifunctional 3'-phosphoadenosine 5'-phosphosulfate synthase-like
Exons: 1
Coding region: 93-1964 (623 amino acids)
Biological process (GO): sulfate assimilation; 3'-phosphoadenosine 5'-phosphosulfate biosynthetic process
Molecular function (GO): ATP binding; sulfate adenylyltransferase (ATP) activity; adenylylsulfate kinase activity
Source: RefSeq, a predicted model, not a curated record
UAUUAUGUUACGACCGAGAUAAGAUAAGAUUCGCGUUUUUAUAUAUUCAGAGAGUCCGUCCCGGCUUAUUAGUCGAUAUCGAGCGCGUUACGAUGCCUAGCAUUAACGAAAUCGUUACGAACGAGAAGCCGUCGAUGAUGGUGAAGGCGACGAAUGUCUUCAAGCAGGUCAAUCACGUGUCGCGCGACAAACGCGGGUCGAUUUUGGGCCGUUUUCGUGGCUGCACGAUUUGGUUCACCGGGCUGUCGGGCGCCGGGAAGACCACCCUCGCGUUCGAGCUGGAGGCGUUCCUGGUUUCGCACGGGAUCACCGCGUACAGCUUGGACGGGGAUAAUGUACGUACGGGGCUGAACAAGAACUUGGGGUUUUCCAAGGAGGAUCGCGAGGAGAAUAUUCGGCGCGUCGGGGAGGUGGCCAGGUUGUUCGCGGACGCUGGCCAGGUGUGCUUGUGCAGUUUCAUCUCGCCCUUCCAAAGGGAUCGGGAGGUUGUCAGGAGUAUACAUGUCGAGAAUAACUUGCCGUUCUACGAGGUGUUUGUCGAUACCCCGCUGGAGGUGUGCGAAAAGCGCGACGUUAAGGGGCUGUAUGAGAAAGCGCGGAAAGGGUCGAUUAAGGGGUUUACUGGGAUAGACCAGCCGUACGAGGUUCCUCAACAUCCGGAUCUUGUCGUACGGACGGACUGUUCCAUUGUGGAAAGUGCCCAACAGGUGAUUGCCUUGCUUCAAACGGGGGGGAUUAUACCAUUACAUUUGAGGGCAGUUCAGGAACUUAGUGAGCUUUUUGUUGAGAGCGAGUUGCUCGAUGCCGCGAAAGAGGAGGCCGGUACAAUUCCGUCUUUGGAGAUAGGGGAGGUGGACCUGCAGUGGGUGCAAGUGCUGAGUGAAGGAUGGGCGACUCCGUUGAAGGGGUUUAUGCGCGAAGACCAAUUCUUGCAGUGUUUGCAUUUUAAUGUCAUGCUGUCAGAGAAUAAUUAUCUCAACCAAAGUAUUCCAAUAGUCUUAGCGGUCGACACCGAGGACAAGGAGCGCCUUACGGGCGCGCCCUCAAUCGCCUUGGUUCACAACGGGACCUGUUACGCCAUCAUGCGCCAGCCAGAGUUCUACUAUCAUCGUAAGGAAGAGCGAAUAUGCCGACAGUUUGGGAUCAACAACCAAAAUCACCCUUACAUCAAAAUGAUAUACGAGUCAGGAGAUUGGUUGGUGGGAGGAGAGCUGGAGGUGCUCGAACGUGUCCGUUGGAAAGACGGCCUGGACGAGUAUCGCCUAACCCCUCGCGAGCUGCGAAAGACAUUUGAGAAACUGGAAGCGGACGCCGUUUUCGCCUUCCAACUCAGGAACCCGAUCCACAACGGACACGCCCUUCUAAUGACCGAUACGGAGCAGCGCCUCAAAGACCGCGGAUACAAACGGCCCGUACUCCUCCUCCACCCGCUCGGCGGCUGGACAAAGGACGACGACGUCCCACUCGCCACCAGAAUUCUCCAACACCAAGCGAUCCUCGACGACGGUGUCCUAAACAAGCACUCGACAGUCCUGGCCAUCUUCCCCAGCGCGAUGAUGUACGCCGGCCCGACCGAAGUCCAAUGGCACGCGAAAGCCCGAAUGAACGCCGGCGCCAACUUCUACAUCGUCGGCCGCGAUCCGGCCGGCGUUCCGCACCCCCUCGGCAAGGCCGGCUCGCCCGACGGCAACCUCUACGACGUCACCCACGGCGCUCGCGUCCUCAAAGUCGCACCCGGCCUCAACGCCGUCGAAAUCCUCCCCUUCAAAGUCGCCGCGUACGACACCGAAAACAAGAGGAUGGCGUUCUUCGACCCCGCGCGCCAGGACAAAUUCGACUUCAUCUCCGGCACGAGAAUGCGGACGCUGGCGAGAAACGGCGAGGAUCCGCCCGAGGGUUUCAUGAGUCAGAACGCAUGGAAAGUGCUGGCCAAUUACUAUCAGUCAUUAGCGAAUAAAUUAUGAAUUGGAACAUUGACCCCUGAAGUGCGAACGACGUGUUUGCGCUUUAUUAUCGGUUGACACAAUUUAUUUUUCCGUUUUCCUGAUAGUCUAAUUAAGAAAUAAUUGUAAUUACAAGUAUUAGCAUAGUGCAAAGUAAUGGUGGCGUAAUUGGUUCACCGCGAACCUAAUAUAUCUGCGGUUUUACUUCAAAAACAUGUUGGUGUAGUGUA